GCUCGUGAGAACGCCCGUCUCUGCAGCUAUCUGAUGAUUUCCUCUGGCAGGUCAUUCACGCCAAUCCGCAGACCGCAAGUGCUGGAUCAGGGGAGGAGCAGGGCUAUGGCAUGCGCACUACUACUCUACGUUUCCUACCAUGGCCUCAUCAUACAGAAAUCUGCACACGCCAACUCGCGAGGAGCUUAACGACGCGUCCCCUGAGCAGCUCCGCGCGUACUAUGCGACUAACGCCUCCAUCAACCCUAAUCUCUCUGUCGCGUCCAUUCCGCCCACUGUCAAUGGAGUGCGCGAGCGUACAGCUGCGAAGGUUGGUCGGAUGGCUGGCAUGGCCAUUGCUGACUAUCAAGGCAUGCUCCACGGGUUCCUUGUUGGUCUGGUCAAUGCGAAGCGCAUCCUGGAGAUCGGUACCUUCACCGGUACUUCGGCCAUCUACUUUGCUACUGCACUGAAGCGUAACGGGGUCAAAGGUGGUGUCGACGAGACUGGCCACAAGCCUGUGGUGUGCCUGGAUAUCAGUGAGGAAUUUGCCGAGAUUGCCCGCAGCAACUUUAGAGAGGCUGGACUAGAGGACUACAUUGAAGUCAUCGUUGGCGAUGCCCGUGAGAACCUGGCCAAGCUGAGCAACAUCACUUUUGAUGUCGCGUUCCUUGAUGCGGACAAGGUGUCGUACAAGUACUACUACGACACAAUCAUUGACAAGGGACUGCUGAACAAGUCAGGGCUGUUCAUUGUUGACAACACCGCGUUCUCCAGCGUCACUACAUACCUUGAUGUCCCUGUGCCUGUCGCUGCAGAUGCCAAGCCGCUGGAUGUCAAGUUCGACAUUGACUUCAACCACAGAGAGACUACUGUCGCUCUCCACGAGUUCAACGAGUAUGUUCGCCACGACCCACGGACCGAAGCAGUUAUGCUGCCGCUGUAUACGGGUGUCACCCUCCUGCGCUUCAUUAACUAGGACGCCAUAGUAGUUUGUGCGGGUUCGAAAUAAAACAGCUUGUAAAAGAAUGAUGCCAUGACAGUGGAAAAAGGGCAGGACGUU
This is a messenger RNA of Linderina pennispora, 1042 nucleotides long. RefSeq names its product S-adenosyl-L-methionine-dependent methyltransferase. The transcript has 2 exons. Gene Ontology annotation, molecular function: S-adenosylmethionine-dependent methyltransferase activity; O-methyltransferase activity. The record is from RefSeq and is a predicted model, not a curated record. NCBI's taxonomy places the organism in Eukaryota, Fungi, Kickxellomycota, Kickxellomycetes, Kickxellales, Kickxellaceae. Bases 140 to 958 code for a protein of 272 amino acids.